This is a messenger RNA of Loa loa (African eye worm), 1242 nucleotides long. RefSeq lists its product as hypothetical. Lineage: Eukaryota; Metazoa; Nematoda; Chromadorea; Rhabditida; Onchocercidae. The record is from RefSeq and is a predicted model, not a curated record. The transcript has 9 exons. Bases 1 to 1242 code for a protein of 413 amino acids.
AUGACAUCAAAAGGAAAGGAAAUUUAUAAUACGAUAAAACGUUCCCUUGGUUCUCAAUCAUUUGGCAUUGCUAGUUCAUCAAAUCAUACAAACGGAGCUAGAUAUGCUGGUGGUACUUCAUCCAAAUGGAUACAUCCACCUGACGUAUUGUUAAAUGGUCGUGUGGAAUAUUCCGUAAAAAUGCUUGGUUUUGCGGAAGUAUCGGAGCCAAAAGGAACGCAUGUCAUUCGGAAUGCUAUUCAUGCUAUUCGAUUUCAACUACAAGUAAGUCGAGGAGUUACGGGACAUUCGGGUGCAAAGCUUAAGAAGGUGGAUUUGCAAAUCAAUGUAGAUGGCUUAACAGUUAUCGAAACAAAGACAAAAAUGAUUUUAUUCAAAUAUCCCCUCCAUCGAAUCUCAUUUUGUGCCGAUGACAAGCAGGAUAAGAGGGUUUUUUCAUUUAUCGCCAAGUCCGAAUCCUCUAGACAUGAUUGUUUCGUUUUUCUAAGUGAGAAAUUGGCAGAGCAGAUAACUCUUACUGUCGGUGAAGCUUUCGAUCUUGCAUAUCAGUUGAUUAUGUUGAGGAAGCGAAUAGCAGAGCUGGAACAAGAAAAUAAUGAGCUGAAGGAGAAGCUUUACACGCAGCAAAACAAGAAGGAGGAUUCUGUACCACCUCUACCAACUUCACCGAUGCCUCGUGAGCCACCUCCUGGAAUCACUCCAACUAUAAUGGACGAAAAAAUACCCGCAAUUGUUCCACCGCCAGCUAUCCCACGGAGACAUCAUGCGAACACUGUGAAUACAAGUGAUCCCACUGCAAAUAUCCCACAAGUCGGAAGACGUUUAGAAAAUUUGCAAUUGGAUAAAAUGGAAGAUUUAUUCGAUGACGAAUUUGAUCCACGUGCAGAUGAAAGAAAAAAAAUAGUAGCAGGAGAGAAAAAAGAGAAAGAUAAAUUUGGCCUUGAUCCCUUCGGGGAUGAUUUCAUGAACGAUGUCCUUAGUUUGGAGCGAAAGCCGCUUACCGAUGUACCAUCUACUUCAGAACACGAACCAACACCGGAACAGUUCGAUGAGAUGUUAUCCAUAGUGGAUAAACGAUUAACGGAGCUACGAGAUGGGUUUGCAUCGGGAAUUCUAGCAAUGGGUGAUACGGGUGAUGCAGCGCGCGACCUGCACAACAUUUAUGGUGUACCAAUUCAGUCUCCAGAAACAAAUACCGGUGAAAAGAAUCAAGCAAAAGUCACGCAAAAUGGUCAUACUUGA